Molecule: messenger RNA, 2908 nt
Organism: Epinephelus lanceolatus (giant grouper)
Lineage: Eukaryota; Metazoa; Chordata; Actinopteri; Perciformes; Serranidae
Gene: ankrd33bb
Product: ankyrin repeat domain 33Bb
Molecular function (GO): protein binding
Source: RefSeq, a predicted model, not a curated record
UAGUUGCUGUCGGUGGUGGAUGUUACAGUUUCCAACCAAGAUGACUGCCUGUUCUACUUUCCAGAGGACAACUUCAGCAUCAAGACUUCAAGAAUUCAAACUACCCGUCUGGGUUCUGAUGCCGUGAUUAAAAGAUUUGACGGACAAGGCUUUUGGUGCAAUCAUGGAGAGUCCCAUGGAAACGGGCAAUGGCUUUUUAACAAUUCGUAACUGAUGGAAACUCAUGGGCUUACCAAACUCUAUUUAUUUGGAAAUGCAACCUUGACAGACUCAUUAAAGAGCAAAACUUGUGACUCUUCAUUUUUAUUGACUCUCUUUGGUCACCUCACCACUCCAGAGAAACUACCUCAGAUCAUGCAUAUGAUCACACCUUUCUUGAUGACAUUGUCUUAUGGAGUUCGAGGGAAUCCUCAACUCUAUGAUAUCCUGAGAAGAUUAAUUCGAUGAUGACGAAGGAUUGGGAGCAUGUGUGAUGAUCUCAGGCUUCCUCUGUGAACUCUGGUGCCCCUUAUCUCUUGGGAAGCCUGACUGAGACAGAAACAGAUAGAGGUCAAUAGCCUGUAUUGGAUCUUCUGUAUGAUAGCAUGAGACAACAUACUGCAGCAAGCCAGUGGACAUCUAGGUUCUCCUAGAGUUGUCCUGGCACCCCACAAGAAUUUAAAAAAGUGUGUGGGGGCAGGGGAGGGUUUAAAUGGUGUUAAUAACUGAAGAACAAGGUGACGGUUCAAAGGUUCGGGAGAAUGGAGUUACUGGAGGCAUGGGACUGGGUGAGAUACCGUAUAGGACUAGUACAGUGGCUAUGGAUACACCUGUCAUGUCCAUCACAAGUUUUGACAAAGAUGGGGAUGAGUGUGAGGAGUCGGGAGAGGACAAUAAUGAGGAGAUUGAAGUUGAUUAUAGGCACAACUAUUGGGAGGACGAGGACGAAGUCUAUCAGGAGUUCGAGGAGUUGGACUUCGACUCCCUGCCGGAUCACCCAGACACGCACAGCAUUGCCUCGGACGAUUCUUUCUAUCCCCCAGACAAUUCUGUUGUGCCUGACUUGUACCGCCCGCCGAGCCCCGACAGCCCUGAGCCCAUUUCCUUCUUUAAAGCCUGCUGCAACAACAACGCCAUCAUUGUCAAGAUUAUGAUCAGACAAGGAGUGACUGAAGAGGAAGUGAAAGAGACGGAUCGAAACAGAAGAUCUGGUCUGAUUGUGGCGUGCUACCAUGGCUACGUGGACGUGGUCAUUGCCCUUUCUCAUUGCCCAUAUGUUGAUGUUAACUGGCAGGACAACGAGGGCAACACCGCUCUCAUCACUGCAGCACAAGCAGGUCAUGUGUAUAUCUCAAACUUCCUGCUCAACUACUUCCCUGGGAUGGACAUCGAGAGGAGGAAUUGUCAUGGCUUCACAGCUCUGAUGAAGGCUGCCAUGCAGGGCCGGGCUGAGUGUGUCAGGGCUCUCAUGCUGUCUGGAGGUGAUAUUCAGGCACGGGACAGCAGCCGCAGUAUGACACCCAGGGAGUGGGCUCUCUUCACUGGUCGAUAUGAGACGGCUGAUCUGAUGCUUCGGCUGAUGUCAAAGCCCUGUGCUGAGCAGUUUUGUGACUCCUUUUCCCUGGAGUGGCCCAUGUUGGAGGAGCUGGUGGCCAAGGCCCAAGAGCCAAAGUCUUGCUGGAGGCGUUUGAUCAACUACCUUUCCUGCUGCCCUUAUGGGCUUUACAACAACAAGGUAAACCCUGUGGAUGAUGGCGUUCUUGACCACAUGGUACGGGUCACCACCAGCAUCUGCAAUCCAGUCAUUGCCACAGCUUGCCGCACGGUGUGUCCAGGCAGCCCACCGUGCAUUGGAAAGCGUCGUCAGGCCGUGCAGGAGAUCCUAAGGAGGCAAAGGAUAUCUGAGCUGAAGCGUCUGGGCCCGGACAGAUUGAACAACUACAAGAGAUUUUUCCAGAACUCGCGGGUCCUCCUGAUCCCCAAGGCAAGGGACCGGAGAGCCAGCCUGCAGCCUCAGCUGCUGAACAACGUGGCUGCAGUGGCCAUUAGACGAGCAAGCCUCCUGCCUCUGAAUAUGCUGAGGAGAAGCAGCGUGCGGCCAGGCAUGGUGGUGCCCAAAGUGAGGCUUUGCAAAGCCCCAGCUCCGAGCUUCAUACCAGAAAAACUAAGACGGAGCAGAAACCGUAACCAGCUCCAGAUCCCCAAGUGGGACUACAAGAUGAAGAGAAUAGAGAAGAGGCAGGAGGAGGAGAGGCGACGAUUGUUACCUCUGAUAAGGAGGAGAUGAGGGGAUAGGGGAGUACUACUAUAUGUUCACUUUAUCUCAGAAAGCAGGACAAGCCUUGACCAUGCACAGUGUUGUAGUCCCAGAUAAAUUAACCGGAAGAACUGACUCUGUUAAUGUAAAUAUUUUUCAUUGUGUUUGCUGAGAUUGCCGACAUUGUUGGAUUUGUUGCCUUGUUUCUACUUGAGUUCACAUGAUUCCUUUGUGAGGCAUAUUUUGGGGUGCAAUGUAGGAGAGUUCAGCAAAAAAAAGUCAAUGUAGUAGCUAUAUUGGUUAUUCCUGCUAGGAUGCUGACAACAUACACAUUUCCAUGUCGACAGCUUAUAUUUAUGGUAAAUUCAGUGACACAUGGCAAAAGAACAAAAGAAGAUUAUGUGUAAGGGUUUUAGUAUGCUUCAAUGCUUGUGAAGGUUCCCAGUUCAGAAUAUUCCCUUCUGGACAGUAAAAAAAAAGAGGCAGAAAUAGGAAAGAUUCAGUAAGGGUAACAGGGAGACAACAGAAGCUAAGGAGCAGCCGAGAUUACUCAAAGGAAAAGAGUUAAGAGAGAGAAAAACAAAAAACUGCAGCAGGAUGAGAGGCCAUGCUGACUUGGAAAGAACAAGUACAGGAUACAUGAUUCAGGACACAAAAGUAUGGAAGCUUAAA